UCAAAGAUUAUGGGGAUGAAAGCAACAAGAGAGAUUAAAUAGGCAGAUAAAAAAAUAUUUAAGGAAUGUGUUGUAAAGACGGAUCUAACCAGCACAGCCGGCAAUCAGAAAAGCGCUCAAAGCUAACAUCUAAGAGACUUUUUCUCAGUAAAUCUUGACACCCAAUGCCUAUGUCCUUUAUUUGUCUCUUGUCUAUCUCUUUCUUCUCACCUUUUCUUCCUUAUAAUACCCCCAUCUUUGUGUUUCACUGCACAUUUAAUCUAUCUAUCAAAUUAAUUUCUUAAUUCCUAAUUGGCACUACUUUCCAUGGAAACCAACCAUCAGCAUGAAGAUUCCAAGAGCUCGAGCGAAGAAACCGAUCGGUCGGAGCAAAGCAACGAUGAUGUGGGCAGUGGCCGGUCCUACGAGUGCGUAUUUUGCAAGAGAGGGUUCACGACAGCACAAGCCUUGGGAGGGCAUAUGAAUAUUCACAGAAAAGAUAGAGCCAAGAGCAGUAGGCCUAACUCAGUUCCUAUAGUUUCGGGCAAACUGGAUGAUGAGAAUUACGCAAGCCUUAGAUCGUCUUCUUCAUACCUGCCAAUAAUCCAAAGCUACCAGCCGCAUUACGUAAGUUAUCAAGCUUUUUUCCCAGCUUCAUCAGGUUGGGGUUUCAGACCCCCACACACACCUCACGGGGACGAAUUAUUUGUGGACAAUUCUUCACGGUAUCUAAAUCCGUUUAGAGAGGAGGAUUGGCCUAGGAAUCUUAACUUGCGAAUCGGUCCAUCCCAUGUUGAUGAAAACAAGAAGAUUGAUCAUGGAAGUAGUCAAGAUGAUGAAUUGGAUUUGGAACUUCGAUUAGGUCAUGAUCCGUAGUAUAUUUUUAUAUAAUGUUUCAUAAUAGCUAAUACUAAUAAAUUAAGAAACCUCCUCUCUCUAUAUGUACAGUACAGUAGUUGUGGAUACUCUUUAUGAAGUACUACUAGCUAGGAAGGAUAUAUAUGUUUGCUGAUGUCGAUGGUACAAUACUACAACUACUACAUGAUCAAGUUGUUUCUUCCACAUCGAUAAAUGUAUGAAUUUUGGCCUAUUUUUAUGGCGAUUACGACCGAGAAGACACCAAGUAAGAAGAAUAA
This is a messenger RNA of Gossypium arboreum, 1115 nucleotides long. Its product is annotated as zinc finger protein 10-like. NCBI's taxonomy places the organism in Eukaryota, Viridiplantae, Streptophyta, Magnoliopsida, Malvales, Malvaceae. The transcript has a single exon. The record is from RefSeq and is a predicted model, not a curated record. The coding region runs from base 307 to 855 and encodes 182 amino acids.